AUGGCAGACGCAUACGGGCGCGAAGAACAAAACAACGCGCUCCUCUCGUCGCUCUCGCAAAAGACCUCGGCCCUGAAACACAUCACGCUGGACAUCUAUGACAAUGCGCGCAGUCAGGGCACGCUGGACAACACCAACGAGGUCUUCAGCAGCAUGAGCACAAACAUCCGCGGCAGCGCCGGCCGUUUGACACGCAUGGCGCGGCAGGGCGACAAAGUCGCCGUCUUGAAGGUCGCGGGCAUCAUCGUCGUGGGGGGCCUGCUGGUGUGGUGGAUCGGGGGGUGGAUACUGGGCUUGUUCUUCGGACGGUGA
This is a messenger RNA of Cladophialophora psammophila CBS 110553, 312 nucleotides long. Its product is annotated as blocked early in transport 1. Lineage: Eukaryota; Fungi; Ascomycota; Eurotiomycetes; Chaetothyriales; Herpotrichiellaceae. Bases 1 to 312 code for a protein of 103 amino acids. Gene Ontology annotation, biological process: intra-Golgi vesicle-mediated transport. The record is from RefSeq and is a predicted model, not a curated record. The transcript has 2 exons.